CAACACUGGCACAGAGUUCUGAAGCUUCUGACUCAGCUGCUGCACACAGAGGCAUCUGUAAAAUAGUAGAUGGUUGAGAAAACAUGUGUUUGUGUUUGGUGUCUGUCUGCUCUCAGAGCUCAGCGCAGACACUGCAGGACUUAAAGAGGUGCAGGCUGGAACUGCGAAAAGAGGGCAACACUCUCAUCGACUUCUUUUGUGAAGACAAGGACACCUUCAAGCUGGACGAGUGUUUCCGGAUCUUUCAAGACUUCUGCAUUAAAUUCAACAAAGCUGUAAAGGACAACAGGGAGCGUGAGCUGAAGGAAGCAGUCAGACUGCGGCGGCUCAGGGAGCUGGAGGAGAAGCGCUUUGUGUGGGCCGCUGAGGAUCACAGCAAUGUCUUCGGCCGCAGCAGCAGCGAGAGCGACGUAGAAAUGCUCACCAAGGAAGGCCUGCUGGACUUCUUCCAGAAAAGGUCCCAGAGUCCAAACAGUCCGCUCGGACGCUCCGCCAGCGCCCGCCGCCACCGUCACACUAUGACCUCCAUAGUAGACCGCGAGCUCCAGGGUUACCUGGAGCUGUUCGGAGGCGCAGGGAACCCCACCAGCUACUCCAGGUUCUACAGCCUGCCCCGGCCCGGCCGGCCUCUCCACAGGAACACCGUACCGUGGAUUCUUGGUCAGGAUGACAACAGAGAGGCGACGUCUCCACAUGCAGAAACGGAGCCUGUUGGCUCUCUGGCCAGCUUCUCUUCCUCUGGCUCCAACGAUAACGAAGUCGUCAACGACAACAAUAAUUACUCGUCUGUUUCGGAGAGCAGCGCUUUGCCUCGCCCCUUCUGUGUCUUUCAGAAGCCCGCCUGCCUUCCCAACCCAGCUGUUACUGGCCUCAUGAAUGUUAGCGUGGACAAGCACACUUUAGUUCAAGCUCCUCAAAGUUUUGACCUGCAGAGCCCAAACAACAACAGCGACCAUAAGCACUUUGUCAGCCGUGGCGACGUUGUGGUAACUGAACUUGAACAGGAGGCAGAACGUUCUCCCAGACAUCAGGACAAGUUCGUCUUUGAUGAGGUUUUGGAGAAAAGAGCUGAUCCAAAGGCAGGGGAAGGUAAAGACAAGACAGGAGAUUCCUCUGAGAGGGAGAGAGAUGACAAGGACUGCAGCACAGUUUCAUCCACAACCUGUGAUACUCCCCUUCCUCUGGAUACCUCUGGGUCCAACAAGAAGCCUAUGUUUUACAUAAUAGACUGCACCGAAACAGACUGCUCCGUGGUGCUGGAUUAUUCCGAGGCUGAAAGCUCAUCUCUCACCAAAGAAGGUCUUCAGUUUGUUCCUCAGUGGGGCAAAGAUUUGGAAAGCCAGCAAGGUCCAAAUUCCUCCUGCAACGACCAGUCCAUCUCAACCAGUGAGCUCUCAGCGCCCAAAUCUGCAGACGUGACAUCUGUGGCUGCAUCUGCCACCACAGAGGACUGGGACACAGAGAGCUGUGACACGGCAGAGGGGAAACAGGCUGCAGAGAAGGACCAGAGAGCAGGCAGAAAACCGCUGAACUCAAAGAGCAACAAAGUGUCAAAGGGCAGCGGGGGUCGAGGGGUUCGGACUUUGACCAGCGGCGAGAGCCAAGGAGUCCGGAAAGUUGUCCCCAUCAGCAGGGUGAACAGGACGGGCAGCAGCAGGAGGACAGACAGAGCUUCAGUCCAGAACAGCGGAGAGGCACACCGACACCUCCGUGACCAAAGCACUCCUGCAAGAGGAAGAGCCGAGAAGACAGCGAGACCGCCUCGACACUCAAGCGUUCCUCCUGAUGAGUCCAAGGUCCAGAGGGGGGGUGGCCUUCUGGGGGGAGUGUCUAGAUGGGCGCGAGAUUCAACGCCGAGGAAAGCUUCCCUCCACAAGCCGAGCGCCAAACCGCUCAGAAACAUCCCAAAGCCUGUACAUGAGGAGAAGAUGUGCCGCUCCACCAUGAGGGCUCUGGCUCAGGCCCAGGCUCAGGCUGGACCCCCCGGGGGGCCUUCCUCAGAGAACAGCAGCUCAGAACCUCAAAAUGCUAAGAACUCCUCCAACGUCCCCAGCUUUGCCCGAAACACUGUAGCUUCAUCUUCCAGGACCAAGAGGGAUCUGGGCCCUCCAUCCAUCCCCACCACCCCGUCCCGCAGCCCCUCGCUCCAGGGGCACCGCACCUCCACCAAGCAGAACCCGGCCUCACCGACACCUCAGAGCAAUGAAGAAAAGCCUCCAGUGACACACCUGCGGCGGGUGCACAGCGUCAAGGCGGCCAGCCGCAUAGCCGGUCGCAGCGAGACCCCGCCUCCAACAUCAACACGGGGCAGCAUUCGGAAGACCAGCAGCUUUUCUGAAAAGUCUGUGCAGCUCAGAGACUCGUUGAUGUCUGGCAAAGUCACAAAGCCGAGCUGGAAGUGACACCAGACCUGGUGCAAAUUGACUGCAGUCACAGACGACCUCUCCAUGUAGAAUAGAGUGAUAUUUACUCGCCUUACCAAUCCACAGAGGAGGGGAAUCCUCUCUAACAUGCAACAGACCUGAAGCUGAAAUCCACAUUAAGCUGUUUUACCCUCUGAUUCUGUUACUUCUGUAGUUGACAAUUGCAAAGAGCAAGAUGCAAUAAACCUCUCUUUGUUUCUGUCGUGUUUCUAUAGAAAAGUUACUUUUGUUUUUCGACUAACAUGACAAGUGGUAAAUUGGUGAUCUUACACAGAAGCCUUAUUGCCUGCUUAGCUGUUAAUCUGCAGAUCCCUGUAUGCUACUGUCUGUGACGAUGUUAAUGUUUUAAGAAAUACUGACUCACUACCAUAAUGCUGCUAAUUAGCUCUGAUUGUUCCCUUUUUUUUUAUUCAGGGUUUCAGAAUCUGGUAAAUCUCGCUGCUGUCACUGUGCCUUGAAAAAGUAUUGAUACCCUGAGAACUUUAUCACAUCUUCUCAAGUUACAACCAAAAAAAACUACAAUAAGUUUAAUUUGUACUUUAUGUGAUAGAUAACAAUGAGUAGUGCAUACAUUGGCAAUGGCAGGACUGCACUAUAUGAGGAAAUAAUGUUAUGCAAUAUGCUCAAUAUUUCAAGUGUAAUAUUGCUUAAGUCCUCAUUUUCCUUAAUUUUCUGUUUCUCAGCGGUUAUUGCGAUGCUUCCCAUACUCUGUGACCUCGAGCAUCAGGGCGUCUGAUCUAGAGGUCAGUUAAUGUCCAGCCAACAGGCUGGAUGUAUAAUUGGCAGAUUUGUGGAAUUCACGUCUUUAAAUCACUCUGGGAUUUCUGAAGGUUUUUAUUUGGGGACGUCAAAGUAAACAGGGUUCAAUACAGAUGCUCUCCACAGUUUUCAGAUUUUUAUUCCGUGUGUCCCUUUCCUCCCCCUUCACUAUUAUGUGCAGCCUUGCCUUUGUGUAGGUCUAUCACAUGAAAUGCCAAAUGAAUACUUACAUGUUUGUGGUUGUAAUAUGAGAAAUCAUUCAAAACGUGGAGUGGUAUUCAUGGUUUUGCCAGGCAUUGUGUGUUUUCGUUUGGCCCGGUCCUCCAACUGUUUCCUUUGCUCAGUACCUCAGACAGAUCGCUGUGGCCUUGUAAUCACAUGAGACGACUCCUUUAUUUUUACAUGCUGACAACAUGGACAUAAUCUGAUCAGUUAAAGUCCGUGGCAUUCUGAAGGUAGAACAACAUGUAAAUUCACAAAUAAAAUACCAGUGUACAAAA
Molecule: messenger RNA, 3682 nt
Organism: Poecilia latipinna (sailfin molly)
Lineage: Eukaryota; Metazoa; Chordata; Actinopteri; Cyprinodontiformes; Poeciliidae
Product: FH2 domain-containing protein 1-like
Exons: 2
Coding region: 84-2402 (772 amino acids)
Source: RefSeq, a predicted model, not a curated record